Brassica oleracea var. oleracea is the source of this 1618-nucleotide messenger RNA. RefSeq lists its product as uncharacterized. The record is from RefSeq and is a predicted model, not a curated record. The transcript has a single exon. NCBI's taxonomy places the organism in Eukaryota, Viridiplantae, Streptophyta, Magnoliopsida, Brassicales, Brassicaceae. Bases 100 to 1512 code for a protein of 470 amino acids.
CUCACCCAUCCUCUUCUGUCAUCGCACUCUCAUAUCCAUCACACACCAUACAAGCAAGUGAGAGUUUUAAAGACAGAACACGAAAGAGCCGACAAAAAAAUGCCUUCUCUCGAGAACUCUGUAACUGUAAUCUCAACAAACAAAGUCUUCCCUGACAAAAAGUCAACGCUCGCUGAACUCAAACUCUCCGUCUCCGAUCUCCCCAUGCUCUCUUGCCACUACAUCCAGAAAGGUUGUCUCUUUACUCGUCCCCACCUUACUCCACAGGAGCUUCUCUCUCACCUCGAACACUCUCUCUCUCUAACCCUCUCUCACUUCCCUCCACUCGCCGGCCGUCUCUCCACCUCCGAAGACGGCCACGUCUUCCUCUCCUGCAAUGACGCCGGCGCGGACAUAGUUUUCGCCGAGGCGAAAUCCGUCCGCGUCAGCGACGUUAUAACCGGAGUUGAUGUUCCCGGCGUGGUGAAGGAGUUUUUCUCCUACGACAGGGCGGUGAGUUACGAGGGACAUAACAGACCAAUCCUCGCCGUUCAAGUGACGGAACUAAACGACGGCGUUUUCAUCGGAUGCUCCGUUAACCACGCCGUGGUCGACGGAACGUCGUUGUGGAAUUUCGUUAACACGUUCGCGGAGGUGUCUAGAGGAGCUGAGAAUGCGACACGUCAGCCAGAUUUUACGCGGGAGAAUGUGCUAAUCUCACCGGCCGUGCUCAAAGUGCCUCGAGGUGGGCCCAAGGUGACGUUCGACGAGAACGCUCCGUUACGGGAACGGAUUUUCAGUUUCGCCAGGGAACAGAUCCUCGAGCUGAAAGCGAUGGUGAACGGCGAGAGAAACGGCGUUGAAGUGUUGGGGAAGCUGAGCAACGAUAAACUUAACGGUAAACUAACGGAAAUGAUGGAGAGUUUGUUAGAUAGAAACGACGCCGUUUCGAAAACAGAGAGCAAGUUGGAGAUCUCGUCGUUUCAGUCUCUAUGCGCUUUGCUCUGGCGCGCGAUCACUCGAGCGAGGAACCUUCCGAGCACUAAAACGACGACGUUUCGCAUGGCCGUCAACGUCCGCCACCGUCUGAGCCCGAAACUGAAUCCGGAGUACUUCGGAAACGCGAUCCAGAGCGUUCCGACGUUCGCCACGGCGGGGGAAGUCUUAUCUCGGGAUAUCCGGUGGACCGCCGAUCAGCUCAACCAGAGCGUGGCGGCUCACGGAGACGAGAGAAUCCGAGAAGUCGUGGCGGAAUGGGAGGAGAAUCCGAGGUGCUUUCCUUUAGGGAAUGCCGACGGAGCUUCGGUGACGAUGGGGAGCUCGCCGAGGUUUCCGAUGUACGAGAAUGAUUUCGGGUGGGGGAAGCCGGUGGCGGUUAGAAGCGGACGGGCGAAUAAGUUCGACGGGAAGAUCUCGGCGUUUCCGGGGAGAGAUGGGAACGGGAGCGUUGACUUGGAGGUGAUCUUGGCGCCGGAGACGAUGGCUGGGAUAGAAUGCGACGGCGAGUUUAUGCGGUAUGUGUCAAAAGUUUGAUGAAGUAACGUAACGGUUUACUUUCAUUCUCAAUAACUUAACGAUGUAAUAUUUAAACGCAACUGUAAUUUGACUCAAUAAAAAUGUUAUACAUAUGUUUACAUUA